This is a messenger RNA of Symsagittifera roscoffensis, 705 nucleotides long. RefSeq names its product chymotrypsin-like. Gene Ontology annotation, molecular function: serine-type endopeptidase activity. The record is from RefSeq and is a predicted model, not a curated record. Gene Ontology annotation, biological process: proteolysis. The transcript has 3 exons. The coding region runs from base 1 to 705 and encodes 234 amino acids. Lineage: Eukaryota; Metazoa; Xenacoelomorpha; Acoela; Convolutidae.
AUGUCGGAGAUAUUGUGCAAUUUUUCGAGUGAAACUCGAUCGAUAAUCAACGGGUAUGAUGCCCCAAACAGACCCUACUACGUGCAGCUGGAGAUGAUCGCGGACUACAAUGGCCCUAGAGGAAUUUGCGGGGGAACAAUCAUCAGCUCCAGAUACGUUCUCACGGCCGCACACUGUCUUGAUGAGUUCGUCGAUGUCGAAGUCCUUGUCGGUGAUUUCACGAUCUCCAGUUCCCCGAAGCAAAGAAUACGAGGCAACAAACUGAUCAUCCACGAAGAAUAUGAGGCAAAGAACAUCCCAUUCCGUGACAUAGCUCUCAUCAAACUUGGUCAGUCAGUAAGUGGUCGUCUCAGCAUUCCAAUGUGCCAAAAAACGGACUCUGGUCAUAGAAUGGUAGCCACAGGAAUGGGAUUGAUUGACGUUGAAAAGGAAACUAAAGCCGAAGUUCUGCAAGAAACGGAGCUUGUGGAACUUUAUGAAGGAUACUAUUGCGAUGAUGAGUCAUUUAUAUGCGCGGGACCAAAAAGAAAGCCAACCAGUGCAUGUUUUGGAGACUCAGGGGGUCCGCUAGUUCUUUUAAAUGAUUCGGGCGAUGUCAAAUGCCUCUAUGGAGUCGCCGAUGCGGUGGGUCUUCCCUUCUGUUACAGUCGAACCUACUUCGCACGAGUUUCUUCGUACAGAAAUUGGAUCGAAAACAACAUGUGA